AUGGACAAUUGGUCGACUGUGGAUAAUAGGUCGACUCAUGGCAACAGGUUGACUCCGGAUAGCUGGUCGAAUCUGGACAACUUGUCGACUGUGGACAACAAGUGGACUCGGGGCAACAGGUCGACUCUCAAUAACAGGUCGACUCUGGACAACAAGUGGAGUCUGAGCAGCAGGGCAACAGGUUUGACUCCAGGCAACAGGUCAUUUCCGGGCAACAGGUCGACUAUAGGAAACAGGUCGACUCUGAACAACAGGUCGACUCUGUGCCAAAGGUCGACUCCCGGCAACAGGUCGACUCCCGGCAACAGGUUGACUCUGGGCAACAGGUCGACUCUGGGUCUAUCUGAAAUCAAUCACUGGAUUACGUGUCCAGAUAAAUCAGUGUGCUACGACAUCUACGGAGAACUAGAGGAGUUCUCCCUCGAGGCACCGUGGUCAUGUCGCUCAAACGCCAAACCCGCUAAACACGACACCGAAUUCUGGCUCACUUCCUGGCCCAACCAAGAGCAUCCCUUGUUGUUGGAUCUAAACAACGCUACAGUACUGAACAAAGUGCCUCUAAAUCUUGACGGGAAGGUUUACAUCCUUGUACACGGCUGGAACUCUGAUGGCGAGUGGCCACAGCUGCUGAAAAACGAGCUGAUGAAAGCUGACAGAACCAGCAACGUGGUGGUGGUGAGGUGGUCCAAAGCCAUGUACGAACAGGCUGUGGCGAACAUUAGAGUGGUAGCUCGACAGCUAGCAUUCUUCAUCAACAGUUUACAGGAAGUACGGAACAUCUCGAGUCAGAGCUUCCAUCUGAUAUGUCACAGUCUGGGGGCACACUUGUGUGGCAUUGCCGGCACUUAUUCACAGCAGCGAUAUAAUAUCACCCUAGCAAGGAUCAGCGGUCUAGACCCGGCACAAUGGCGUCACACGACCAGAGAUAUUCUCACUCGACUCGACCCAAGUGACGCAAGCUUUGUGGAUGUCAUCCACACCAAUGUCAAGAGAAAAGCUGGCAUCGUCAAAUCCCUAGGCAUGAAAGACCCCAUCGGGCACUUGGACUUCUACCCCAAUGAUGGAGGCACACAGCCCGGGUGCGAGGGAGCGACUCCGGGCAUAUGCUCACACAAGCGCGCUCACGAAAUUUUCAUCGAAUCGGUGAAACAGGACUGCCAAUUCCUUGCCAUCAGAUGCGAGUCCUACAAAAAGUUCUUGAUGGGGGAAUGCUGGGGAUGCAAGCCACCUCACGAGUGCUCAAGAAUGGGAUUCAGAACCGUCCCCAUUGAUGUGCCUGUCAAUUCAAAGUUUUUCUUACUAACAACAAAUUCUUCGCCGUAUUGUGGAUACCAUUACCGCACUACCAUCACAGUGAGCAGCGACAGCCCGGCAGGCGACGAUUAUGGCUCGUGGUACCGACUGCAGUCAAUCGAACUUGGCAUUGAAAUCGAAAAGCCAAUUGCCAGGCACCGCCGCAGCACUGAACCCCGGGAGUUUAGUAAAGGAUCAGUCCAUCGCUACGUGGGAUUUUCCCCCUACGCAGGGCCGGUGGGCGCCGUAAGCAUCCAUUUCGUCAAUAUGGAUCACUUAGCAGAAUUUAUAGGUAUUCCUACGCCUCCUCUCACCAUCAGCACGAUUACGGUGGAGAUGCUCGGCUCGGAGACGCUGACACAAUUUUGCCUCAAAGAAUCAGAUCACGGCAACGUCAACGCCUACUCGGUAACUGCAGACAAGUUAUGUAACGAGCCAAGCCGCGCUAGCAUUAAAAAAAUAACGAAAUAGGAAAUAUUAAGCCUCUCACAUUAAAUUAAAAAGUAUGAGCAGGAUGGUAUGCAAGGAUGGUAUUAAACGAUUUAUUCCGAAACAAGUAUGAUCACUCGUCUGUUACUAAAUUUUUCGUAGCUCUCUAAAAAUAUUUAAAUAUGUACCUAUUUCUGCGCGCAGAGUAAGCAGUUAUAGGAGUUUGAAUUCAAAGCCGAAAGAAACAAUGCGUCUGUAAAAUUAAAGCAUGAAAAACGCGAAAAAUGCACGAGUGUUAUGUAAGAAAAAUGGUCCCACGAGAGCAGUCAAGCAGAAACUGGUCCCUAUAUGUCCAUCCAAUCCAUAUGGCCUGAAACUACCUCAGAGACUUUGGAUAGAAAGACUGAGCUCUUUAAGGGGACCGACCUGGCUAAAAUUUUCAAUUUUGGCGUUUUCCACUU
Messenger RNA from Hyalella azteca, 2183 nucleotides. Its product is annotated as pancreatic lipase-related protein 2. Gene Ontology annotation, biological process: lipid metabolic process. Bases 1 to 1764 code for a protein of 587 amino acids. The transcript is spliced from 13 exons. NCBI's taxonomy places the organism in Eukaryota, Metazoa, Arthropoda, Malacostraca, Amphipoda, Hyalellidae. The record is from RefSeq and is a predicted model, not a curated record. Gene Ontology annotation, molecular function: lipase activity.